UUGUCUUUCUCUUCACUUUGUUUCAUGAACUAUUCAAACUGCUGUCCACUCGUACAUCCUCUCUCCUUUCCAUUUAUUUUACAGAUGUCGUUGGGGAGUUAACCUGAUCCAACUCUGAAGAACUCAAAGGAGAGAGGGGAGCCUUCUGUACUUGAGAAGUUAUUCCAUCCCUGAUAUGCACAGGAAAUGAAGACAUCACCUGCCAUGCUUGGAACUGGAAAAUUGUACUGGGUCCUCUUCCUAAUAUCACAUCUGGACAUCUGGAGUGUCGAAGGGGAGCAAUCAUGUGAACAACUUUAUGUUAGGAGACAGUCCAUGAACGUCUCAGCAGGGGAUACACUUCAACUGGAAUGCCCUGUGGGACUCUGUGUUAACAAAUCUAAUGUGGCCUGGUGCAAGUUCAAAGAUCAAAGGUGUUUAUAUCUUGGGGAUAGACAUCGGGGACACAUGAAUUGGGAAUAUAUGAAGAACGUUUCAGUUUUUAUUCUGCAUUUUGAUCAAGUGCUGGCUAGUGACAAUGGAUCAUACCGUUGUUCUUUGAAUACUUCAUCUGGACUCCGUGAAAGCCAUUUAAUAACCGUUUAUGUGACAGAACGCACUCAGAAUUAUUCAGAACGUCCUCUAAUAACAUUGAUUAACAUUUCAGAUACAACCAGUGCCCCAGGACCAGCCCCCAUAGAAGAUAUGGGGGACAGACGAUGGAUCCUUUAUAGUUUGCCUCCUUUGGUAGGAUUGCCUCUACUCAUUACCUGUUGCUGCCUAUUCUGCUAUCUGAGAAGGUACCAAGGGGAACAAAAGAAGCCUUCUGAUACAGAAGAAAGGGAAAUUAAUCUGGUUGAUGUUCCUCAGCCCUUUCAGAGUCAGCAAAUUGAAGUGGGCACCAGGCAAAAUUCCCAAACACUAUCAUUAGAAAGUAAAAUUUAUGAUAAUGACCCCUGGUUCGGGGUCCAGGAAGAGUGUGGGGUUUAUUCUAGCCCCUGUCAUGAGGAAAACAAACAGGGCAUUGUUUAUGCUUCGCUGAACCACUCCGUCAUUGGAAUGAACCCAAGACAGGCAAGAAAUGAGGAAGAAGCCCCUACAGAAUAUGCUGCCAUAUGUGUGAGGAGUUAAAUCGACCUGCUCUCUCACCAGUGAUCAUUGGAUGAUCAGCAUAUCAGCACCAUUAUCUGAAAUGAACAGAAUGUCAAAUAGUAUCUCUUGACCUGAGAAGUUUCACUUUAAGGAGGUUCAUGUUGGUGCUUGGGUCUUAAGGGUCCAUAAAACAAAUAACUAAGGUAUCUCCCAGAAACUUCUUUGGGAGACUUUUAUAUUAUAGCCAUGAACAACAAAACCUUCUCUCCAAAACUGAGUGCUAUCACCAAUAGCAGAGUAGUAGACUAUUUAAACUUAGCUACAUUUUAUCCAACAUACAAACUCAGUAUUUUCUUUGGGGCCACCAGAAACACAUGUAGGAAAGAGCGGUGUGUGUUUCCGGAUCAGUUCACUACACACACUUGAUAAAGAAUGUCCCCUUUCGACUAAGUAACCAUAAAUACAGUAAUGAUAGCAUGUUUCUUUCCAGUCAAUCUUUGAUAAUAAGAAAUUUUCCUCUGUCAAUCUAAUAUGGGGGUUUCUUAAAUGUAAAGGAGAGAUAAUUUUAGAAUUGAUGAUAUAAGACAAGAAUGGAAAGAAUAAAUCGUGCAAUAAAGACGUGGAAUAUGCUAACUGGGUGUGGGUAGAUGUUCCUCAUGCCUGACAAACAAAUGCUUGUAUCUGCCCUGUUAGACUGCUAAGCAAAUAUAUAUAGUAAUGGAGCAAUUAAUGUACAGUACAUUUAUGAACAAAGUUGUGGCUCAGUGUUUGGGCUACAUAGACUAAUGUAUAUGAAUUCAUAUAAUGCUGCUGAAUUAAUAUACGAGAGGGUGUCUGAGAAAACGUAAAAAUCAGUGAGAGUAGUUAUCAUCAGGUAAAUGCUGAUUGAUGGCUUAAAUUGCUUUAUGGUUGAGCCGAUAGGAAAACAAAAGCACCAUUAAUGGAAAGGAGAAAAGUCCAGACUAUUUUGUUGGCCAAUAUGGGUCAACGUACUUCCAUUCACCACAUCUGUAUCUUGCUGUUGUUCUUACUAAAGAAUCAGGGCAAAUCGUACGUAAUGAACGAACACACUUUGAUAACCAUUUGUUUUACAAUACUGAGGUUGCAGCCACUUAAAAGUAUAGCAAUAAUAUAUGCAUUCCAUUUUCUGAAUUUCCAAAGUACUUGAGUCUAAUUAUUUUAAAAAAUAGCCUACAGCUUUAUUCAACAGCUUGAGGCUAUUAGGUUUCUAAGGUGCUGCAACUAACUAAUGCAAUAAACCUCAUACAAUGUGGAUAGCAAAGGUUAGGAUCCAUUUGAACAAAUAUAUGAGCUGCUGCACACAUGAAUGUGGUGUGUGUGUGUGUGUGUGUGUGUGUGUGUGUGUUAGUGUAUAGAAGGAAAGGGUAGGUGACUGUCAGAAACGGUGAAAGAAAACCUGACAACAUUGACAUACCAUUUCAGUUUGCUAAAAAAACUCAAAAUACUAGAGCAAAUGAGCCAUUCAAGAAAAGGUAAGAACAUAAUGUAUGAAAUUAUGGGGAUAGAAGUAUGACAGCUCAUAAAAGUUUUUCCCCAAAAAGACGAAACAAAUUUUGUGGCAGGGCCUUUCUUAUGUAACACUGGCAUUAAGAUUUUGCCUCUAAGAUUGGGGUUGUGGAUAUUGUUUUAGAGUCAUUGUUAUCUAGCCAGUAUGAUAUCAUUAUUCCUAGAAUUUUGAGCAACCAGUACUAGGUUGGCUUUUUCAGCCAAGCUGCCUUUAUGGGCAGCUCAUGUACAAAAGCUAUAUUAGAGCAGCUGCUGGUGGUAUUCUUAAAAAUAGAAACAGGAAGUAUGGGGAGGAUACAUUUAGCUGCCCUUAUCAGAUAAACACACAAAGCUGAACAGUUCCUUCAAAAUUUUCUCAAAUUAAACAAAACAUAUUUCUGUCUAUUGUUGAGAAUAUUCUUAGCAUGUCUUACAGUAAAGAUAAUGUUGAUAAUGGUUUCAUCUCUGUAAAUGAUUUAUACUUAUAUUUGUACAAUGCAGCCAAAAUCAUUUAUGUUUUUAUUCCUUCUUAAUUAAAGAUGUCAGAGUUAUAUCUGUAUUUCACAAAUAAAUCUAUUUCAAUAUUGUUACCAGGAAUCAUGUUAUACUUCGGCUCUUUGUCUUCUUGAAGGAAAGAAUUCAGUCAAGAGACAGAAUUUAUGCAGCAUAGGACAGCAAGGAGUUUAUUAAUAAAAGCAUGUACACUCCAAGACCUGGAGCGGGCUGACCCAAGAGAGGGAAGCAGCCUCUCCUUACACUGUGUGAGGGUUUUUAUCUCUGUGGAUGGAAUUGUCUCCC
Hipposideros armiger (great roundleaf bat) is the source of this 3375-nucleotide messenger RNA. RefSeq names its product B and T lymphocyte associated (gene BTLA). Gene Ontology annotation, biological process: immune response-regulating cell surface receptor signaling pathway. Bases 187 to 1110 code for a protein of 307 amino acids. Gene Ontology annotation, molecular function: signaling receptor activity. Gene Ontology annotation, cellular component: plasma membrane. The transcript has 6 exons. NCBI's taxonomy places the organism in Eukaryota, Metazoa, Chordata, Mammalia, Chiroptera, Hipposideridae. The record is from RefSeq and is a predicted model, not a curated record.